Fusarium subglutinans is the source of this 2559-nucleotide messenger RNA. RefSeq lists its product as uncharacterized. The transcript has 4 exons. Lineage: Eukaryota; Fungi; Ascomycota; Sordariomycetes; Hypocreales; Nectriaceae. The record is from RefSeq and is a predicted model, not a curated record. The coding region runs from base 1 to 2559 and encodes 852 amino acids.
AUGGCGCCAGGAACGCGACGCGCCAACAGAUCAGGAUAUGCCGAGCACGAUGACUUCGAAGGUCUUCCCGUGCGACAAUGGCGACAAGAAUGGAUAAAAGUUGCGCCGCCGCAACAGCAGGAACAGACUCAGCAGAAUGAUAUCUGGUCGAUCGAUUUACCUCAUGGCAUGCCGAAAGAUUCGCAUCUACUACCAGCCCAUAGCCAGGAACUUCUGGCGGCUGCGCGAUCCGGAAGACUAUAUAAAAGACCUGCGCCGGCUGAGGAAGAAGAGGCCGAUGCCGAUGCAGCUCCCGAGAAGCCAGAGAAGAAGGAAGAGGACACGAGCGCUCGAGGUUUCAGCGUGAAAGUAUGGAAGCAGUUACCUCGUAAUAUCGACACGCCUGGUACAUCACAUCUCGCGAAACGACAGAAGAACACCGUGACGAUCGCCAGUCGGACGGUGGAAGAGAAGGUUCAAGGACCGACAGUCACAAGGGCGACUGUCAGGAGAAUUGACGCCGCCGGAAAUCCGUAUACAGAAGAAGUUACGCUAUCUGAUGGUCAACAAGUUCAGGGCGAAAUCGUUUCAACACGGAUUGAGCAAGCACCUGUUGCUGGCUCUGAACCACUUGCUACAACACCUGCUCCCAACCGACGAAGGCCGCCACCGCCGAAGAGAAAGGCCAAGGCUGGUCCUGGCCGAGGAAAGAAGAAGAUCAAAAACCCUCUUCCUGAUGCUGGUGCUCCUGUGGCGGCGCCCGUCGCUGGAGCAGAUGGUGUCGUGCCCGCUGUUCCAAUUAAACCCGAGAACCCUGCAGAAGCUGCCAUCAAACAAGAACGCGAAGACUCUGCCAAUCAGGAUAGUCCAAUGCCAGAUGCAGAUGACGACGAUGACGAUGAAGAUGGGGAUGAUGACGAAGGCGACGAGGGUGAAGAGGGCGAGGCAACACCAGCUACGGAGAGUCAAGCAAACGGUGAAAACAGCAAGUCACAAGAUCACGAGAUGACAGAUGCGACUCCCACAACAGCUACUGAAGCAGCGCCCAUCCCACCCCCUACACCAGAACCAGCACCAGCGACUCUCCCAGCUCCUGUUGAACACAACGAGCCUGAUACUUUCAUGCAAACCGACUCAUCUGCGCCCGUGCCUGUACCACCGAACCCUAUGGGCCUGGCACCUCCAACCACCCUCACACCUGGUGGAUCCAGACUCGAAGGCAGCCCCCUUAAGAACGUGGUUAUGCCUUCACCUACCAAGGAGGUGGAUCAAGAGCAAUUGUUGGAGGCGGCGAUAGAUGCACCUUCUGCGGGAGAUGAAAAGCCUACGGAGCCUGAACUGACUGAGGAGAACAUUGCACGGGCAUUGCUGGAGCCACCCGCCAAGGAUGAUGAACCGCAUGGUUCGGCGGAGGAACAGCUCCUGAAGGCGGCUAUAGAUGCUCCCUUUGGGCCAGGACCACAACUAGCAGCCGCAUCUGCAGUUGAACCUGCGGAUUCGACCAUAGCCGAGCCUCCGUCUACAAUUGUCGGAGAGGCUCCUGAGGUUGCUACUGAUCGCGAUGUCCCCAUGUUGGAGCCGACCGACAGCGAGGCACUAUUACCUCCUCCACCCGAAGAGGUUGGCAAUAUUGCAACCACGCCUCCUGGAAGCAUUGGGGAGCCCAGCGCUUCUGGCCCUGGCAGCGAAGUCAAGCCUUCAGCAGAUAUCCACGCUGGCGAAGAGACAGUCUCACAGCGGCCGCCUUUGAUCACAACUGAGACUGGUUUGACAGAGGAUAGUAUCAAACCCGAUGAUUCAGCCUCUGUCACUGCUCCCAUCUCUGAUAUCACAGAUGUCCCGACAGCGGCUCCAUCAGUUGUUGAUCCUCCGCCUGAGCCGCCUGCUGAAACCACUGUGCAAGAUACCACUAUGGAAGAGGCUGUUGACGAGCCUGCCCCAGAAGAAACCAAGGAGCCUACCACACCUCAACCUGAAAUCAAGGAAGAGUCUGCUCCUCCUGCAGUUGAAGAAGUUCUUCGUGAGGAAUCGCCUAAUUUGCUUUCCAGCUUGAUGGAUAAACUUGAUGAGCAGCAUGCAGAGAUCGAGAGUAUGAAGCAAAAGGCAUCAGCUGAACCGGCCACCGAAUCAGUGCCAGAGCCUGUUGCCGAGGUGCCUGCUGAUGUGCCGGCAGAGGCUGUCAUCGAGCCAGCUACUGAGCCCGUCUCUGAGCACAUGGCCGAGCUAAUCGCUGAGCCAACUGCUGAAUCUGCCCCUGAAACUGCUGCAGACCCUAUCACCGAGGCUGCUCCUGAAUCUACUACUGAGCAUCCUGCGGAAACACUGGCAGACCCCGUUGCGGAACCAGUCACAGAACCAGCGGCUGAUGUUCCCACUGAAUCAGCAUUAAUACCUGAAGUACCAGCUGAACCAUCUGACGAGCCCAUGGUUACUGAGGAAGUUAAGACUGAAGAGGUAAAGUCAGAGGAGCCUGCUGUUGAGCCUCCUAUUGUUGAGACUCCUGCUAUCGAUGCCCCGGCAGUUCCUGAAUUCUCAGUGACGGAAGGACAGCAAACACAACAAGAACCAACGCAAGAUUAG